UGUCUUUUUAAAAGACAAAAAUUUGGUGAAACAGGUCGGGUGAUCUAGAUGGUCAAGCCAUUUACCACAUGAAGAUUCAACAAUUUUACAUUAGACUGGAUCGUCCAGGCCCAGGCAAAGCAAAUGAGCCUCUCAGAUCUCGAAUUCCACCCUCAAAAAACAAAAUAAUUUACUCCAUUAAAUGUUAUUAAUCCCCGUCAGUGAGUAAAUCUAUCUCUUUGCUGCUGAGCUUUGAAAUCAGACCAAAGUUGAACCUUUUUGCAUAUAACAUUAGUCAGCCGCUUCAAUCAAUCACUCUAGACAAAUAUUGGCUGAUUCUCAAUUUCUAUUGGAUGAGGGCGUGCUGAUGCUGACGUCAUUGAACAUCAAUAAGAGCCCAGGCUUAAGUUAUGUGGAAGCGGCCGCGAUUCCGGUGUUAAUACUUUUGGAGGCAAAAUAGCUCUUAAAGCAUCUCCGCUUAGAGCUGAAGCGGCCAUUCCUGACUCAUUCGGAUUGGUUUAGCGCGUCGGUGGGGGUGCUGAAGAGUAUGCAUAAUUAACUGGAACUUUCAGUCGAGUGGAUCCCGAUCAAUUAUUGGGGCGAGAUUUUCGACGAUUUUUCGGCAAUUAGCUGAACAAUGUUCCAAUCGUAUGACGGGCCGUUUCAGCAUUGCGAUACAACAAGUGGUAGUGCAGUGACACCGUUUUCGGUUAAAGACAUUCUGAACAUGAACAUGCAACAGGAGGGCGAACUUUACCCGAAAAAGGAGAACUUUGGGCCCGGCCAACAACAGUUCUGGGACGGACAUUUCUACAGCCUUAGUGAGCCGAAUGCUAACUGUUAUUACAACAGCGACGACACCGUCAACUCAUACAACAAGAGUUGGACUGAUGGGUCUUAUACCGAUGUUAAAGCCCACUUCGACUCCAUUCAGCCCAUCAAUUCAAUAUACAGUGCCAACAUGUACCAUGAUGGUAAUCAGACUGAUUCGACGUAUGCGAAAAUCGACAGUCCUA
Dendroctonus ponderosae (mountain pine beetle) is the source of this 995-nucleotide messenger RNA. RefSeq names its product homeobox protein ceh-28-like. The record is from RefSeq and is a predicted model, not a curated record. Gene Ontology annotation, biological process: regulation of transcription by RNA polymerase II; cell differentiation. Gene Ontology annotation, cellular component: nucleus. NCBI's taxonomy places the organism in Eukaryota, Metazoa, Arthropoda, Insecta, Coleoptera, Curculionidae. Gene Ontology annotation, molecular function: DNA-binding transcription factor activity, RNA polymerase II-specific; RNA polymerase II cis-regulatory region sequence-specific DNA binding.